Metschnikowia bicuspidata var. bicuspidata NRRL YB-4993 is the source of this 3543-nucleotide messenger RNA. It is a transcript of the gene UTP22, whose product is annotated as rRNA-processing protein. Lineage: Eukaryota; Fungi; Ascomycota; Pichiomycetes; Serinales; Metschnikowiaceae. The record is from RefSeq and is a predicted model, not a curated record. Gene Ontology annotation, biological process: tRNA export from nucleus; rRNA processing. The transcript has a single exon. Gene Ontology annotation, cellular component: CURI complex; small-subunit processome; UTP-C complex. Bases 1 to 3543 code for a protein of 1180 amino acids.
AUGGCAAAGAGACUGUUGGCAGACCAGGAGGACGUUUCCGAAACCGGGCUCCAGGAAAGCGGAAGCGGCUCGGGCGCCGGUGCCGAAACUCUCGCAGACUUGGAGUCCCAGCUGGAAGACGAAAAUAUGGACAGUUCGGGCGACGAGUCUGCCGCCGAGAAAAUGCCGCAGGAGGCCGGGACCGAGGCUCCGGCGGCUCCCGUGAUCCACGGCCGUGCCACGAAAAAACAGAAAAAACAGAUCACGGCGCAGGAGGUGCAGAUGGCCCGAGAAACCGCGGAGUUGUUCAAGUCCAACAUCUUCAAGCUCCAGAUCGACGAGCUCAUGAGCGAAAUCAAGAUCAAGGACCUGAACAUCGUGCGCAUCGAGAAGGUGCUCCACCGGCUUCACGACUGCAUUGGGCAGGUGCCCAGCGCGGACAACUUGACGCUCGCCGACGCCGAGAAAAGCAUCAAUGGCAAGAAGGUCGCCAUUCCUUUUCCGGACCCCAGACCCUCGAAGGUCAACUACCGCUUUGGGUACUUGCCGCCGGCCGACGUCUCCCUCGUGGGCUCUUUCGGCUUGAAGACGGGCAUCGCGCAGGCGGCCGGCUCGUCCAUCGACAUUUCGUUGACCAUGCCUCUGACCUUGUUUCUGCCCAAGGACUACUUGAACUACCGAGCUUUGUACAAGCGCAGCUUCUACCUCGCGUACUUGGCGGACCAGCUCAUCCCCAUCACGCGCAAGAACGGGCUUCCGGUCAAGAUCUCGUAUACGUACUUGAACGACGACGUGUUGUGUCCUGUUUUGACGCUUGAAAGCAUCAAGACCGACAACGACGCGGACUUGGCCUUCCACAAGACCAAGUUCUCCAUCAACUUGCUAGUGGCGCUCCCGCUCGGCGUGUUCGACUCCAAGAAGUUGUUGCCGGACCGAAACUGCAUCCGCGUGCAGAGCGACGCAGAAGAACUCCCGCCAACACCGCACUACAACUCGUCUGUGUUGUCUCUCACCACGUACGACUAUUACUUGAAGUUCCUCUACGCCAACAAAAAGGCGGCGGACGCGUUCAAGGACGCCUGCAGGUUGGGACGCUUGUGGUUGCAGCAGCGUGAGUUUGGCUCCGCCAUUUCCAAGGGCGGCUUCGGGCACUUCGAGUUUGCCAUCUUGUUGAGCGCGUUGUUGUCCGGGGGCGGCACCAACGGCAACAAGAUCUUGUUGCAUGGCUUUUCGUCCUACCAGCUUUUCAAGGGCGCCAUCAAAUACCUCGCCACCAUGGACUUGACCACGGGCUACCUCUCGUUCUCCAGCUCCAUUGGCGAGGGCGCGUCGUGCAAGUUCAACCCAGACGCCGGGUUCAACACGCCCACGCUCUUCGACAAGAGCAUCAAGUUGAACAUACUAUGGAAAAUGACGAAGUCGUCCUACCAGGAGUUGCGCCAGCAUGCCAUCCACACCUUGGGCUUGCUCAACGAUGUUGUGUUUGACCGCUUCGACGCCAUCUUGCUCCAGAAAGUCAACGUCAGCUUCUUGAACUACGACUUGACGUACGACCUCGAAGUGCCCGAGGAAGUGGAGGAAUCGUUUGGUGCAUUGGAGAAGAUCUCCUUCGUCACUUUCGACAACUUCGUCAAGCACAAGUUGCACUCCAUCCUCAAGAUUGCCUUGGACGAGCGCGUGGCUAGCUUGUCCAUCAGAAACAACAAGGUGAACAGCUCGUUCCCUCUUGCCAAGAGAAAGCCGUCCUCCCAAUUUGGCAAGUCAUACACCAUCGGCUUACAACUCAAUCCGGAUGAAUGUGAUAAGUUGGUCACGAAAGGCCCGAACGACGCCGAUGACGAGCCCGCCGCCAAAUUCAGGUCCUUCUGGGGCGCCAAGGUGUCCUUGAGAAAGUUCAAGGACGGCACCAUCCAGCAUUGUGUGGUGUGGACCACCGACCGCGCUGAGCCUCUUGUCUCCAAAAUCAUCAAGCACUGCUUGAGCACGCAUUUCCAUUCCCUGGCCUCCGACCACUUACAUUCGCACACCACAUAUUUCAACAAAAAGUUGCCCGCGCCGCUGACCGCAAUCUCGGGCUCUCAUAGCAUUACUUCCACUGCAAACUACACGACGGUGAAAACCUCAUUUGAAAACUUAAGCAAGGUGAUGUACAACUUGGAGUUGCCGUUGAGUAUCAAAUCAAUGAUGCCUGCAUCUGCUGCUCUCCGGAACACCACGUUGUUACAGCCAGUGCCUUUCGCAGUUGGAAGCCCAGACUUCUGGUGUGAUGCUGUUCUUCAAUUCGAGACUUCUAACAGAUGGCCUGACGAGAUCAUCGCCAUGGAGAAGACCAAGGCGGCGUUUUUGUUGAAAAUCAGCAGCGUCUUGAACAAGGAAUCCACGUACAAGACAUUCAUCUCUAGAGAUGAGUCGAUUCCUUUCAACAACGAUAUCACCUUACUCAACGUGUUGACCCCAGAUGGGUUUGGUUUCAGAUUCAGAGUUCUUUCUGAAAGAGACGAGGUUCUCUACUUGAGGGCUGUCAGAAACUCGGACACAAAAAAGGCGUUAGUCCAAAAUGUGUACUUCAAGUUCAACCAGAAAUACCUUGGGUCAAUCAAACACACGAGAACCAUAAGUAUUCUUUCGAGCAGCUUCCCUUACUACUCUCCAACGGUCAGGUUAUUCAAACAAUGGUUGGACGCACACACUCUAUUGUCUCAUUUCACCGAAGAGCUCGUAGAGCUCAUUGCAUUGAAACCGUUCGUCGACCCUGCGCCGUACACGGUGCCAAACUCUGUUGAGAAAGGCUUCCUACAGAUUCUCAGUUUUGUUGCCAAUUGGAACUGGAAAGACGACCCAUUAAUUUUGGACUUGGUCAAGCGGUCUGACGAUAUUGUUGACCUCGACAACAAAUUGAGUGAAAGAUUAACGGCUCAAGCUUAUCAAGUUGUGCGUGGCAACUUUGAUAAAAUUAGAGCCAGCGACCCCUCGGGAAUGAAGACCCAGUUCUUCGUUGGAACUAGAGACGAUCCUUCAGGCAUUUUGUGGUCGAGCAAUGUCACGCUUCCAAUCGCCAGCAGAUUGACUGCGCUUGCGCGUGCGGCGACGCUGUUGACACAAGAGCAGGGCAUUGACACCUCUACGUUGGAGUUGCUUUUCACCCCUGCGUUGAAUGACUUUGAUUUCGUGAUCAAAAUGAAAGGAAACCACGCGUCCAAAUUCUCGGGGAUCUCCAGGACAAGCGAGUUCAAGAACUUGAGCUACCAAACAUAUUUCCCCGAGGACAUUCCCUCGACCAGUGAUUUGACGCCGGUUUUGGUGGACAUGUUGAAUAAGAGGUUUGGCAGCGCAAUCAUCUUCUCGGCAAGGAAGUGCGCCGCUGCUUUCGGCGAUUCGGGCAACAUGAUUUGCGGCGUGUUUGUCCCUUCCGCGGCGACAAAGAAGAAGUUCCGUGUGUCGUUGGGCGUGGACGUGAAACCCACUGGGGAGGGAGAUGAAGUGGUGAUCAACAAAGAAUCGAUCCUCGACCAAGUCAAGCUCUUGGGCGGUGAUGCCAUCAAGUCAAUCAAGUUUCGUAAGUGA